This is a messenger RNA of Insectozyma verbasci, 906 nucleotides long. Lineage: Eukaryota; Fungi; Ascomycota; Pichiomycetes; Serinales; Debaryomycetaceae. The record is from the annotation of a GenBank genome assembly.
AUGAAAUCAUUUUUGUCUACUAUAAGUCCUACAUCAUUAAGAUCCUCAUUAUUGAAUACUAAUCAAUCCAAUGUUAAAUUAAUUGAUGCUACUUGGUUUAUGCCAAAUUCUCCUCGAAAUGCAAUUAAAGAAUUUAAACAAAUUAGAUUACCAAAUUCAAAAUAUUUCAAUCUUGAUAAAUAUAUAGAUGAAGAAAGUAAAUAUCCUCACAUGUUACCAAAAUUGAGUGUCAUGAAUAAAGCGUUUUCAGAAUUGGGAGUCUCCAAAAUUGAUAUUUUGGUGGUUUAUGAUAAAUCUGGAAUUUUUUCAAGUCCAAGAGCAGCAUGGCAAUUCUCAUUAUAUGGACAUCCAAAAGUUUAUCUAUUAGAUAAUUAUCUAAGUUAUUUGAAAUGUGAGUAUCCAGUUGAGGAAACUGAAGUGCAAGAAAUAAAGCAAGAAAAUUCAAAAUAUGAAGGUAUUUCUGAAUUUGAAUUUAAUAAAAAUUAUUCAGAUCAAGUAAUUGAGUACGAAGAGUUGAUAGAUUUGGUGAAAAAUAAUCAAACUGAUAAUUAUACAAUUAUAGAUGCUAGAUCUAAAGAACGAUUUUCUGGUGAAGCACCGGAACCUAGACCUGGAUUGUCUUCUGGUCAUGUUCCAAAUGCUAAAAAUUUACCUUUUACAAAUGUUUUAACUGGAGAUGAUCUAAAAAAUUUCAAAUCUUCUGAUGAAAUUGUAAAAGAAUUUGAAAAUGCUGGCAUUGAUUUAAAUAAGGAUAUAAUUGUUAUGUGUGGAACUGGAGUUACUGCUGUUAUACUAAAAUUUGCAAUUGAAAAAAUUAAGAAAGACGCUAAAAUCAGAGUUUACGAUGGUUCAUGGACAGAAUACGCAAGUAGAGCACCAAAAGAGUAUAUAAUCAAGGAUAAUUAA